CAAAAUCCGAUCUGGAUCCAAUCAGAAUUCUUCAUUCUCCCCGAUAGCUAAAUUCAAACUCUCUUUCAACUUCUCAAUUUAACAUCCUAAAUCUCUCUCUCUCUCUCUUCCCCCUUCCCUUUUUUCGGGGGGAUGUUCCAUUUCUUUCUCACCCCAAAACAGGGUAUUCAUUCCAUUUUCUACCUGUGACCUUUGACCUUCGACCUUCGACCUUCGACCUUCUCUCUCUCCUCCCUCCCUCGUCUUUCAACGGAUCCAUCUCCCUUCCAAAUUCUUGCUCAUAUUAUAUAUCUACUUACUUGGCAUAUCACACAGGUGAAUGUAAUCAGUCUUUUCUUUCAUAUAGACAAACGACCGAUCGACCGAAACAAAAGUACAAAUAAAUCCUCAAUGAAGCAAUACACCGGCGACAAACAACCACCACAACACUAACUGGACUCGAACUCGAAUCAAAUCCCCAAGGACGGUCCCUGAAGAGCUUCCCUUCCCCUCCCCUCCCCAAAAGACACACACACCACACCUUUCAAUUCUUGAUAACUUUUCUUCAAUAUCAGCUGGAGAUCUCCUUUUCUUCUUCUAUUGUUGUAUAGCGUAUAGCGUAUAUCACAUUCUACAUUCUACAUUCUACAUUCUCCAUCUCCAUUGCGACCACGAAAUACAAUCAAAAUAAUGUCCUUCUUUUGAUUUCCCAUUUCCCUUCUCUCCCCUCUCUCCCUUACGACAUUGUUCUCCCACACAUAUACACACAUAUACACACACAAUCACCGUAACGAGUAUUCGCAUGUACUCGAACGAAUCGAAUUGACCACUGUUUUUUUAUUUGAAAGAAAUUUGUGAGAAGGAGGGUUGAGAAGUUGAUACUUCUCAACCAAUACCUUGCCUAUUAUCUGUACUACACUACACUACACUACACUACACUACACCAUAACCCAAUCCUCACAAGAUACAUGUACUGCUGCUUCUGUCUUUGAAAGACGCAGAACCACGAACAAGACUCAAUAUCAGUACCAUUAUCAUUACCAAUACCAAAUCAGGAUUAGGAUCAAGAUCAAAUUCAAAUUCAAAUUCAAAUUCAAAUUCAAUCAAAAGCCCCUCUUUUCAACUAUAUCCACUCUUCGAAACUUAUUCCACAUUCAUCACCAUCCAUCUGAACUCCAAUUAAUCGAAUUUCCACUUCCGUUACACUACAGAGUCCAGAACUACCUCGAUUCUCUAUUACACGUACAGGGCUUCCCUGUCAUUGCGAAACACUUCCAAUCUACUUUAUUCCUUUUACGAGAUUCGGUUGCAUUUUCUUUCGUACCAAUUUCGAAAUUCCCUCGGUCCCUUCAUACCAAAAUCGUCGCGCGAAGAAAAAAUAUCGUCAUCGACUUUUCGUCAGAGAAACCGACAUCCGAAACAAAGACAUUGAACAGAAGGGGGAAAAAAAACAAGGGAUUGAUUUUCAAAACGAGACUCGGUCGAUCCAAAAGCAAAAGGCGCGGCGCUCGAGCCAGCUUGCCCCCGUGCGACACGGUAAUUGGGCUGUCGAGCUCAAUUAAUUGAACUUUUUUUCUUCCUUUUGCUUUUUACUGCCUAUAUUCCCAUUUAAUAUUGGUCCAAAAGCCCGCGGAUAUUGGUGGUGAGCGGGUAUAUAGAUUCGGUGUUGUGGUGUGCGAAAGAUAGUGGCAGUAAUGGACUACGCCGCAUGCAACAUUGUCUACGUGGAUCGCAGAGCUCUCGAGGACAAAUUGGUGCGAAGAGAGGAUGUGGUGUCCAAUGUCUCGACCUUGGAAAAUUCGGCCCCGACCACGGAUGGCGCGACGACACCACGAGCGAUCAAUCCGGUGGAUAACAAUGUGAACAUUUUAUUGACUUCUUUCACCGAAGUUCACGUGUGUACCUCGGGCAAGUCCUGCAUGUCGAAAGUUUCCGACCUGAAUCGCGAAUCGACCGUGGAUUUAAUACCUACCCUCGUGUUGAUCGAGAUUCCGCACGAUGAUCAAGUGAAUGAGCGACCUGCGAGGGAUGUCCGGACGCCGUCGCCCAGUUCCAAGCAGCAGAAUGACGGGAUGCUGGAUGAUGAUUUUGGGGAGGUAUAUGGAAUACAAUUAUUACAAUGGGUCGCAUCCGAAAUUCAACAACACCGCUUCUCGAAGCUCGUUGUCCCGGUCGCCGUGGUCUCCUCGUCGGAGCAAAGUCUUUCGAUAGGCUCGGCAAAAAAUCGUAUGAGUUCGAGGUCGGAACCCGCUCCUGCAACCGGAUAUGAUAUGGGCAAACAAAAUCGAAAAUCGACCGGCAUCUACAUUCCAUUAGACCAGAGACGGACCAUGAAACUUUUAGACAUCGGAGCUCUGGAUGUCAUAACUAGUCCUCUUUUGCUAGAACGAUUGCCCAGUUUGGCAGUACAUGCAUAUCGCGCGCACAAAGAUGCAUCCAAGGAUCAGAGGGUAUUGUUGGAAAAGAAGAGGGGGAGGAAGCGCUCGUGGGUUGGUGUUGAGGAUCAAAAACCUUAUGCAUAUUUAAGAGAAGAAAUGGUAUCUAGAUUGAUGGAAGGAAUUUGCACGCUUAAUAGUGAAGAAGUAGAAGAAUAUGGCCAAUGGAGAGUGACGGUUUCAUUAGAUCGGAGAGAAUUGAUAGCCCAGGCCAUUAGUUCCUGGCACUUUUCGGCUCAUGAUUUUGAGGACGAUGAACUUCUUUACGCAUCAUCACUAAUGUUCCAGCAUGCACUCUCUGUACCAGAAUUGGAGAAGUGGCGGAUAUCUACAGAAAACCUGACCGCAUUUCUCAUCACCAGCCGAGAAGCAUACAUAGUUUUUGUACCAUAUCAUAAUUUCCGUCAUGUCGUCGAUGUUCUUCAAGCCAUCUUUCACUUUCUCGUCCGGUUAGGUAAUCUUCCUGAAUAUCCACCCAGCCCAGAUGGAACGACGAGUCAAAAAUCAUCGCCAAUUGCCGAACUCAUUAGACCAUUUGAUGCUCUUACCUUGAUGAUUACUGCCAUUGGCCACGAUGUAGGUCACCCUGGUGUCAACAAUGCAUUUCUUGUACAUCUGAAUGCACCACUCGCUCAACUUUAUAAUGAUCGAUCCGUCCUUGAAUCAUUCCAUUGCGCAGCUUACUCCCAAAUAUUGCGUCGUCAUUGGCUCGCGGCUUUCGAGGAGCGUGAUAUGCGACAUCUCAUGAUAAGCACAAUCUUGGCAACAGAUAUGGGUUUGCAUUUCGAUUACAUGAAGAAGCUUGGCUAUCUUCAGGAAAAGCUCCAUGAAAAUGGUGGUGUUACGGACGGUUGGAACGGUCGAACGAUCGAAGAUCAACGAACACUCGCCUGCUCUCUACUAAUCAAAUGUGCAGACAUAAGUAACGUGGCGCGAAAAUUUGAUACCGCAACUCGAUGGACCGAAAUAUUGACUGAUGAGUUCGCUCGUCAAGCAUCUAUGGAACAAGAUUUGGGUAUACCAACGGCGUUGUAUGCGGCUCCUGUUCGAGAAGUCAUUGAACUUGGCAAAUCUCAAAUAGGUUUUAUGAAUAUGUUUGCCAUACCAUUAUUUGGUGGUGUGACUGAUGUCAUGCCCGGUAUGGCAUUUUGUGUCGAGGAAUUGGAGCGAAAUAAAGCUGCCUGGGAGAGCAGGAUAGCAUUGGAACAAGAGAGAAUGAGACAAGAAGAUGGUUUCUUGGGACUUCCUGAUAGUAUGCACUCAGGCAUGCGCUCUCCCCGUACGAUGAGUAUUGCCCAGCCAUCUCAGGAUGAAUCUGCUAGCCAAGAUGUCACCUCGAGAUCAGGCGAACCCUCAAACAUCCGUGUCCAAGCAAUGCUUAACAAAGGCCCAUUUCGACAAUAUUCAAAUGAUGAAUCGCCCAAAGGUACGAAACAGGGAACAAUCGAACUUCCCCAGUCAGCGACCUUGCCUGAUCGAAGAUCAUCAAAACCCAGUUACCUUCAACUGAGUUACGCAACCGCAAGUGCACCAGGACUUCUCGAUCACCCUGGCCAAGACGUAGAAAUCUUUGCAAAUGGAGAUCGACAAAUCAAUGGCGCGCUCGUUCAGCCAUCCCUUUCUACGGACGUGGUAGUGGUAGAUCCACCCACACCUAAAGAAUUCAUCCCGCCAAACCAAAGAAUUAGUGAAACUACAACUGAGGGUAGCAACUCAGGUUCUGCUGGAGAAUGGUCUGCAGGUGCAACCACGAACAACAAAAGCCCCUUUUCACCUAGUACUCAAGCGACGAGCUUUGCGAGCGAAGAUUCGAAUAAUGAUAGAGCUGUCACACCUACUCAUGCAUCCCCACUAAUUAAUAGUUCGAGUCAUUCUUCCGCGGGCUAUGAUAAAUCAAAUCAUUCCACAAACGAUGGAUCGAGUUUGCCGGAAGCGAGUUCGGAUCUUAAAGUCUUAGCGGAGACGGGGAGAAACUUGAAAAAGAAACCCAGCCGGUUCAGAAUGAACGGAUUACAUUUCUGGAAGAGGAAAAAUGGUAAUCCGCCAAUGCCAGCCGGAAUGCCGGAUAAGCAGGAGUCUGACGGGACGGCGGGUUGAAGCGAAGUAAAAAAGGAGUAACACGAGAAUGAAAUACACAACUCGACGAAUUCACUGACGAUAAUGUUUUGAGAUGAGAUUAAGAUUUUGGUACGGCAAUCGGGGAUGUUUUGUUCAGGUUCUUGUUUGUAUGAUUAUUUUAUUUGUUUCUGUACAUUGUACACGAUGUGGUCAUUUGUUUUUGAGGUAUUUCUUUCGAAUCUUGCCACCUCCAAGGGUAAUCGAGGAUUAAAAUACCUCUGUGUUUAUGGGUUUAUUCAAAACAAAGACGGGAUUGGCGUUUCAACUUUUCUUUCCUUUUUUUUUUUCUCCUUCUUCUUCUUCUUCUGGCAUGGGGAUGGAAGAUGGAUGGGUUUCAAAUCCUCCAGAUCGAUUUGAAAGGUGUGGAUGGCGUUCGACUUUUUUUUAUGUUAAUGGAUGGUUGGUUUGGUGCUUGCUGGAUGCAUAUUUGCAUGAAUGGAUGCUGAUUGCUAUUGGGGAAAUUGGAGGGAAGGGGAGAUGGGAGAGGAGAGGAAACAACGUUUUAUAUCCAAGUUGGUAGGCAGGUUAGACUUUUGGGCUUCUAGGCCAGGGGGGGAUAUAGGAUGGGAUGGAUGGUAAUACAUCUGGGGAUGGGAAUUUUAAGUAUGGUUUGGAGCUGGGCUUGGGGUAUUUUUUUUUCCUGACGGGGUAGAUAUGGAUCUGAAUGAAUUCUAUAUGGAUUCAUGGCGAAGGAGAGGAUUGUAGUUGCCCGCGUGAAAGUCAUGUCGAGUAUAUUAUUAUGAAGUGGGAGGGGGAUGAUAGUGGUUGAGGAGAAGAAAAUGGAAGAAUGAAGGAAAGUAGAUUAAAUUUUCAAUCCAACACAUUUUAAUGCUUUGCUUUGUAUUAAAGCGCGAGCAAAAUAAACAAGCAAAGAAU
Messenger RNA from Botrytis sinoallii, 5408 nucleotides. RefSeq lists its product as uncharacterized. Gene Ontology annotation, molecular function: 3',5'-cyclic-nucleotide phosphodiesterase activity. Lineage: Eukaryota; Fungi; Ascomycota; Leotiomycetes; Helotiales; Sclerotiniaceae. The transcript is spliced from 5 exons. The record is from RefSeq and is a predicted model, not a curated record. Gene Ontology annotation, biological process: signal transduction. Bases 1674 to 4511 code for a protein of 945 amino acids.